CGAAUAGACAUACAACCAAUGCCAUCUAGCACCGAAGACUAGAACUUUAAAAGAUGUCCAUGAUACAAUUCAUUGAUCAGAAGGAGUACAGGAUAAUAAUUGCAUCACCGCCUCUUGAUGGCGAAAACAAUCACUCUCUCAACGGGAUACGAAAUGCCCAUGGUCGGUUUGGGAACUUGGAAUUCCCGACCCGGUGAAGUCGAAGAGGCAGUCACCGCGGCCCUGGAAUGUGGCUACAGGCACAUCGACUGCGCUUGGCUCUAUUACAACGAAAAAGAAAUCGGCGGCAGUUUGAAGAAAUGGUUCGACGCCGGUGGCAAACGAGAAGACCUCUUCAUCACGACGAAGUUGCCACCUCAAGCGAAUCGCGCAUCGGACGUGAAGCUGUUUCUCAGCCAGUCGUUGGAGAAUUUGGCACUGGAUUACGUCGACAUGUACUUGAUCCACACGCCGUUCACGAUCGGCAGGAACGACGAUUACGAAAUCGCCAUGGAUGAGAGCGGGAUGCCGGUCAUCGACUGCGAUACCGAUCACUUGGCUACUUGGAAGGUGAUGGAAGAAGAAGUCAGAGAGGGUCGAGUCAGAUCGAUCGGAGUGAGCAAUUUCAGCACCGAACUGCUGCAGAAUCUGAUCGACGAGGCCGACAUCAAGCCGAGCAACCUUCAAAUCGAGGCGCACGUCUACACGCAGCGGCGGGAGCUGCGCGAGCUGUGCGCGAGGCAUGACGUGGCCGUGACGGCUUACGGCAGCCUCGGCUCGCCGGGCCUCGACGCGCGUUACAAGCGCGAGGCCUUCCUCGCGCAACCCGCCCCGCCGCUCGAGCAUCCCGUGGUGCUGGGCAUCGCCGAGGCCCACCGCAAGACGCCGGCCCAGGUGCUGCUGCGCCACCUGAUCCAGGAGGGCGUGGCGGUCGUGCCGAAGAGCGUCAAGCCCGAGCGGGUGAGGGAAAAUUUCGAGCUCUACGAUUUCGAGCUCGACGAGGACGAGCUGAGGCGAUUGGACGAGCUCGAUUGCGGCGAAGACGGCAGGAUGAUCGCGUUCAGGAAGAUGUUCGAAGGGCUUGGAGUUCAUCCGAUGUGUCCUCCACCUUAGAUUUUAUUAAAAAUCAAACGUAGCAUUGUGCAAUGUAGUAAUUUGAUGAUACAUUUUAUCAACGUGUUCGUUUAAAAUUCUUGAUAAUUUAAAUUUGUAUAGAAAUAUGUUGUCAUUCGUUGAUUCAAAGGAUUAUUGGUCUGUUGAUGUUAAUUAUAUAAAAAUAAAUAUUGUGAAAAGGUACGAUAGAUUGUAAAAUAAAAGAAGACGUGCAA
This is a messenger RNA of Trichogramma pretiosum, 1307 nucleotides long. RefSeq names its product 1,5-anhydro-D-fructose reductase-like. Gene Ontology annotation, cellular component: cytosol. NCBI's taxonomy places the organism in Eukaryota, Metazoa, Arthropoda, Insecta, Hymenoptera, Trichogrammatidae. Gene Ontology annotation, molecular function: aldose reductase (NADPH) activity. The record is from RefSeq and is a predicted model, not a curated record. The coding region runs from base 118 to 1092 and encodes 324 amino acids. The transcript is spliced from 7 exons.